AUGUAUGCGCGUGGUCGGCAGCCGUCUGUAGAAUGGACCGUCGGCCUCGUGAUGCAGUACUUGGCAUCGAUUGAGACCAGGCAAAAAUGCGGCAAUUUCGCCAUUGGUCCGUAUCACGGCAUGGUCGUCCGAAGUCUCGUCGACUGGGCAGUCUCGAACAAGCGGGCCUGCGUGGACGACUGGGGGCUGUACAAUGCAACCUCGGACGGUCCACAGCAAAUCAGGAGCGUGUGUAUUGAGGAUUUCCGAGACACUCUUCUCCGGCCGCGCAAAAACAAUGCCAGCAAAAUGAGCGAGGCGCUCAGCGAAAUGGGCUCGCAACAGGAGGAACAGGAGGGUUUCUCGAGAGCUUCAUAG
Molecule: messenger RNA, 357 nt
Organism: Penicillium canescens
Lineage: Eukaryota; Fungi; Ascomycota; Eurotiomycetes; Eurotiales; Aspergillaceae
Exons: 2
Coding region: 1-357 (118 amino acids)
Source: RefSeq, a predicted model, not a curated record